Molecule: messenger RNA, 972 nt
Organism: Harmonia axyridis
Lineage: Eukaryota; Metazoa; Arthropoda; Insecta; Coleoptera; Coccinellidae
Product: kallikrein-7-like
Exons: 4
Coding region: 92-829 (245 amino acids)
Biological process (GO): proteolysis
Molecular function (GO): serine-type endopeptidase activity
Source: RefSeq, a predicted model, not a curated record
GUUUCCUUUGAUACCUACUAUUGCUCAUUUUCUCUGAAUGAAGCUAGAUUUUGCUAGUUUUUAGUAGGAUAAUAUCUUCUGAAUCAAAGAAAUGUUUAUCUUCAUGAUUCUGACAUAUACUUUCUGUGUUUCAGAAUGCUUCCGAGAUCUAGAAGGUUCUACUAGAAUAAUAAAUGGCUUGAAAGUCAAAGAAGGAGAGUUUCCAUCGAUGGUAGCUUUAUUGAGAUAUAAAAGAUUUAUUUGUGGGGCAACAAUUUUCAAACCAAAUUUUGUUUUAACAGCAGCACAUUGUGUUCAUGAAAAAUCAAAAUAUCAGGUACAGGCAGGAAUUAUUGAUUUGGAUCAAGUUGGGUUCCAAAGAAAGGUUAAAAAAAAAAUAAUUCACCCAGACUUUACAUACCCUCACCUAUCAAAUGAUAUAGCAAUUUUAGAACUGGAGUCUGCUUUACCCCUAAUCCGAGGAAAGAUUAAAUGUGCCAGACUUCCAAAAUAUUCAACGAAGAUUCCUCAUGAGUAUGGCACUGUUAUAGGAUUUGGUCAAACUGUCGAUAAGAAUAAUUGUAUUAGCCACCAACUAAUGAAAGUUAAGCUGAUCCCAGAAGGAUGUACUGUGGCGAAACACUUCUUCUGCUUAGGGCAUCCUGAUGGAGAUAAAGACACCUGCGAUGGUGAUUCUGGUGGUCCAUUUCUUAUCAACAACACAUUGUAUGGAAUUACUUCACAUGGUUUAACUCCAUACUGUGGCGAUGGUACACCAGGAGUCUAUGUGAAAGUACCAUAUUAUGUGAGAUGGAUACGAACAUCAGCUGGGAUGAAGUGUCGUACCUAAGAAGAUUUUCAGGGAGCCAUGGAUUAAUGGAAAUUUUCAAUCGAAAUAAUAAAAUCCAUAAGGAUGAUAUUUUCAAAAAUGUUUAUUUUCACUUGACACACUGAAACCAGUGAACAAUAAUAAUAUAAAUAAAAUGAAAUCCA